Ostrea edulis (European flat oyster) is the source of this 8532-nucleotide messenger RNA. Its product is annotated as leukemia inhibitory factor receptor-like. Gene Ontology annotation, molecular function: protein binding. The coding region runs from base 1916 to 5041 and encodes 1041 amino acids. NCBI's taxonomy places the organism in Eukaryota, Metazoa, Mollusca, Bivalvia, Ostreida, Ostreidae. The record is from RefSeq and is a predicted model, not a curated record. The transcript has 18 exons.
UUGUGUAUUAAAACGUAUAACAGCGCGACGGUGUGUUGUGUGAUAGCGCGACGGCGUGUUGUGUGAUAGCGCGUUUUAGCUAAGUACUACGCGUUUGCACAUGGCCCUAUCCGAACACCAUGCCUUUUAGUUUUUUCUUUUUAUUGCUAUCGGAAAAUCUGGGUCCCUCUUAAUCAUUUCAUAGAGAGUGGUUCCUUGUCGAUUUGUAAUAUUUCAUAUAAUUUUCCCGACUCUUCCUCAGCGACUAUUGCUCAAGGGAUAAGUAAGAGGGGAAUGGCGGGGACUUUAGGAAAUUAGUCUAACUAUGAAUUAACAUUUCCAUUCUAACGACGGAAUAAUAAAUUAUGCAACCCCCCCCCCCCCAAAUAAAUAAUGAAAUAAAAUAAUUAGCUAUGACCCCCUUCUUAUUUGUUUAUAUUUUUAUGUAGUAUAGACAACCUUACAUUGGAUUUAAAAUGCAUUGCGUACAACUUCAUGUGUUCAAGAAACACCAAUCCGCAAUCCCUAAUAAAAUGAUUUGUAAUUAUUAAACAAGGAAGUUGUAUUUCUAAUAAACAAAAGAGGAUGACAAAAUUAAGUGCAAAGUUUACACAUCAGUAUCACUUUAUUGAGCACUUUCCUCAAGUACCUGAGUCUAAAACUCCCGGAAACGUCCGCUUCGAGUGCACCAAACAUGUAGAAAGCUAUCAUGAAUUCUAUAGUAUCCGUAUCCUGAACAUUAAAGAUUAAACAAUCGAGAUAAACUAAUUCUUCAGUGAUGUUUGCUAGGUCGGAAAGGGAAAAAAAUUUAUCAUCACCAUACGACUUUAAAUUACUUCAGUAUUUGUAUGUUGUGCUUUGUGUAUAGGUCACCCAAAGAUUUUGAGCGCCGGUAAUGUGAACCCACUUUCUGGAAACUUGUCCUCUUUAAAAAGGUAAACAAUUUUGAAUCUUUAUUUUUAGAUUUUCAUUAGAACACAUUCUUACAAUAGCCACAGAGCAGUUAGGAUGAAUAAUUGUUUUAUGUCAUGUUUACCUAUUCUAAACUCGACCAGCCUCGUGAACGAAGUGUUAGGAGUGUGUCGGGUAAGUUUUUGUAAAUUGUACUUCCCGAAAACUAUUGAUACAAAAAAAAAAAAAAAAAAUACAUCGAUAAUAAUAAAUAAAUAAAUAAUAUAAUAUAGGCUUGAUAUCAAAGUUCUGGAAAAAAAUUCAAGCACAUUAAUUUUAAACGAGAGAGAGAGAAGGGGGGGGGGUCUAAUAUUAAGAUAAACUGUUCGGGUUUACAACGCCCUCAUCACGAAAUCCGAACAUUUAUGAGAUAUCCUUCUGGCAUGGGUGUUCAAGGGUUUAUAACAUAUGAAUACACAUCUAAUACAUAGCCUACCAAAAGAGAAUAUAGAAUUUUAAACAAUCUAAUAAAAAUCAGAUCCUAGUAUACGUUCACAAUCGCUACAACACGUAGAGUAUACGGCGCGGAUUUAAGAAUUUAUUUUAAACCCCUUUGCUCUGUGGCGUAUGGCCUAUGCCAAUAUUAGCCAAUAAUUUAAAAAAAAUCAAUAACAAUAUUAUUUAGCAUUAUCGAUUUCUAUUUAUAUGCCGUGACUGAAAAUCAUAGUAUUCACGUGCAGAAAACCAGGUCUUUGUCAAGUACCUCUCAAAACCCCAAUUCCGGAAAGUCGUAUCAUACUUUCUUUACUUUUUAUAUGUGUAGUGCCACUUCCACAACAUGUAAACAGGAAAUGUUGAACAAAUGUUUUUCGUUAUCUUGUUCCUUCUUGAAAUGGGACAGGGUGACACUGUAUACAGAGGGAAUUAUUGGACAAUUGGUGUCAAGAAUGGUAGUGAAAAUGUUCCCAGCUGUUUGACAGACUGAUUGUAUCCAUGAGGUCAUACAUGAGGUCAUUGCCAGCUGUGAAUCAGUAGUAAAAUAGCCAUGGAUUCUGUCUUCAGUGUUUUGGUAACAUCACUUCUUUUCACAACAGCUCCAGUAUGGACAUGUCUCUUUAAAAACAGAUGUUGCCAGUGUGGAAACAUGACUCCUCGAGAUCCGUACAUCCUCCUCCACUCAGAGCUGGUUCUAAACUGUACAAUUAACGCUUCAUCUCCUCACGACUCCUCCAGCUUGUAUUUUUUACUAAAACCCAAGAAUCUGUCCAUUUUGGAGAGGAAAAUCUCUGAAAAAGUCACCAUUGUAAACAACAGAACCAUAUCAUUCAGGAAGACAAUGACAUCCUUAGAAGAAGCGGGGACAUAUUACUGCAAGAUUAAAGGAGUUGAGGGUUCCAUGAGUAUUGUAGAUAGACAGGUGGUGGAACUGGAGUAUCCUCUACGAAAUGUGACAAACUUCCAUUGUGAAAUUUACGAUUGGGACGUCAACAAGACCUGUACGUGGGAUCUGGGGCCCUAUGUCAAUCCGAACAACAUCAAUGUGACACUGUAUGGGAAAAACGGCUUGCACGGUGUCAUCCAUCAAUGCCCUGUGCAGGGCCUUACUCGCUGUGUCUGGCCAAACCCGUCCCAGAGUAAUGGUAGAAUCGUAGUCAAUGGAGGAGCUUCCUGGAGCUACGUAGUCAGGGUGAAAAACCUUCAUAGCCAUGAGACAAUAUUUAGCAAUGUUUUCGCCAUCCAAUGUUUGAAUGCUAUAGUGAGACCCGCUCCUGUGAAACAUGUGCAUGUACACAACACAACUGACAAAGGCUGUGUGAACGUAAUGUGGGAAUACAACCGACCAAACCGGGAACAAGCUGUGGAAGUAAAAUACUACAAAUACCGGACAGAGAGUGCCAUAAAAAAGGCGAUGAUACUGAAGAACAGCAUUGUCAAUACCACGAUAUGCAACCUGACUGCCUACUCAGAGUAUAUGUUUGAGGUUCGCAUUAAGCCACAGAAUUUUCAAGGAAACAUCACUGGAUAUUGGAGCAAACCAACAAAACACCUGUAUAAAACCACUGGUGACAUUCCUGGUGCUGCUCCUGUACUGACCAUGGGAAGUUACCUUGGUUACCAUGAGCUGUGUGUCAGUGAUAUGGAUGUCCGGACAGUUGUAGUCUAUUGGAAGUCAAUAACCAACAUGGAAUCCAACGGUAAUGACACUUAUUAUGAAGUCCACUACCGUCAGAUCGGAGACUCGCAGACAGAGAAGAAAGAGGUCAAGCAAAGCAUAAUGAAGACAGGCUUAGAUCUGAAGUGUAGGAAGAGCUACCACAUCAAAGUGUUUGCGAGCAAUGAGUAUGGUCUGUCAUCAAUGUUUGGCUCCAUUAUCGUGCCACCCAAUGGAACUGUGGAGGUGCCUGACAAUAUUCUGGUAGAAACCGAUAACAGACUGGUGAAUGUCUCCUGGGACUACAACCCGCAUAAGAAUGUCAGCUUUACCAUUUACUGGUGUAGCAAAAGAGGAUUGAGAAAGGAAGUUAACUGGGAGGUUGCAGGGUUUGAGAAGCGUUUUCUGUUGUUCAAUGCCAGUGACUUUGACGAGAUACGUGACCUCAAGUUUGGGGUAUCAGCUGACUCCCCGACAGACAACAUCAGCAGUGGGUUUGAAUGGAUUACUUGUGUGUACAGAAGCAAUGAAGCACCUGCAGCUCCGAGGAAAGUUUCCAUUUUAUCUAACGAAGAUGGCUUUGUCAUCAACUGGAUUCCUCCGACUUGUGAUGAGUUAACCUCCAAGCCAGUGUCCUAUCAGCUCUCCUGGUGUCAUGCAGAGGAGAAGUCGCACCAUUGUGAAGGUCAAGUGAAGACCAGGUUCAUCCAGGCCCACGAUUCUGUGGAUUAUGUCCAUUCGUUGUCUGAGAGUGACGUUGAGAUGUAUAAAUGGUAUGGAAUCAUCAUCAGGUCCAUUUCUAGUAAUGGAAAGAUGUCUGCUCCAACAGAUAUGUUUCAUGGCCGGCCUGUCAGGAGCUAUAUGAUAACUGAGGAGAUCGUGGGUGUUGUGGUAGCCUCUGUCAUUGGUCUGUUGUUCUUUGCUGCUGGUGUCAUGUUUAUCAUCAAACAUUGUUAUCAUGCUGUGAAGAGCGCUGUAAAACUAGAUCCUAUCCACCUACCCACUGUUCAGACAACUAACACUUCAGGGAGUGGUGUAAUGUCUGCUUAUAAAGAGAAUUAUGCCGAAACCGAAACUCAAGAACCCAUUCGGAUCCCCCAACCAACCUCACCUCUUAUAAGACAGAAUGGCAUCCCCUUCCAUUUCCAGUACAGCAUGGACAGUGGUAGAGGCAGUCUGCCGGUGGAGGACUUCCUGGAUCAUGACAUUAAGCACCAUCCACUUCCAGAGUCUGUUAGCAGGGUGCAGAAACCGGCUCCUUUUAUUCAACCCCGACCUGAAAGCUGCUCAAAUGUUGAAGCAGAAGGUGACUGCUUAAGAACCAGCAGUUUGGCAGGCAGUGUGGACUGGGGAUCUUCUCCCAUUAACUACAGAGCUAUUUGUCAGGCUUUGGAAUCAGAUUCUUCAUCUGAUGAAACCAGUAGUGUUGCCAGUGAGAUCCAGGAGGAUGAAAUUAAACCCUAUGUUAAAGCUGCUACCCACAGUUCCUUGGACAAUAUGGCCACACUGCCUGAUUAUAUAAACGAUUGUGUGAAAUCAGGAAGACCUGAUGGGGAAAAGCAUGUGAAAUGUUGUUCAACUUCGAGAAAUUUACUAACACAUUCCUCCAUUAAUGUAACAAAUCAUAACCACUGUAUCAGUCAAAUGGAGGAGACAGGCUCUAACAAUAACUCCAAGGUACCUUUCAAAUCAAGCAGUAUCCACUCUAACCCUGUUUAUGAUCAAAACAACCUUGCCUCCAGUGGCAUGACGAAGCUGCCUGCUCUUGAAGUAUGUAACAUUCUAAUAUCUGUUGAAAGCUGCUCAUUGGAUAAGAGGUUAAGCGCGGACGAGGUGGACAAUACGUCUGUGGAUUCUGGCGAUUCUUCGAACUCUCAGACUUCGCUUCACAUGGAUUCGGGAAGUGUUUCAGCUUCCAGUGGUAAUAUAAUGGCUAGCUCAGACUAUUUGCCUAUUGAUUCAGUUCAAUGUGGCUCCUCAUGUUUUUCAUUAUAUGAUAGCAGCACUUAUGUUUCAUGAUUUGAAAUAUUGUUAGAAUAAGUAUCAUGAAACGAUAUAGUGCAAAUGUAAAAUGAAUUGUUAUUGUUUGUGAAAUGAGGUCUAAUGAUGAUUGCAUGAUUUCUUUUGUGUAGUACAAUGAAUUAAAAGAUUAAGCUUUAGUUGUUACAUGCCUAUGAUAAACCUAGAUUUACAAUGGUUUGCCUUGCCUGGGUGUCUGUGCUGUGUUUCUCACAGUUUAACACAGAAAAUGACAUAUCUACAAAUUUUAAUUUUUUUUUUUUUUUUUGCAUGGUGGUGUAUAUUGUGGAUCAAGAAAUAUCAUUAUAUUUUUGUUGACUGAUAUUAGGGUGAGUCUCAACCCCUGGACAUAAUCUACGAGAAUUUUUCAAGUUUCCUGCGUUUGUUUUGACCAUGUCCAGGGUAAACAUACAUCAUACCUGUAAUGUGAAUCAAUAAACUAACUACAUUUCAAUUUUCAUAUUUGUCAACUGAAUUUCAGCAGAGUAAUGGCCCUUAAACAUAAUAUAGCACAUUUUUGUACCAAACAUGUGGAUACCAUGCUGGAUAUUUACCAAUACGUGUAGACUAAUGAAGUUCAUGCAGAGUUAUGACCAUUGGACACUGGUACGUUUUCCAGGGUUGUUUUUUUCAUAAUUCGCAAGGCAUGGUUCUAUUUUGUAACAGGCAUGAUUUUGUACCGUUGACAGUACUAGCGCUGUUAUUAGAUGUUGAUAUUAUCUUGCUGUAAUGUCAUAUUUCUGUUUAUUAAACUGAUGUAAAUUGUUUUAUUUUAGACACAAAUAAUUUUACUGUGGUAGUGAAGAAUUACAUGCAAGUCUGUUACUUUUCAUAUCGCAAUGGGGAUUUCUCCAUUCUUACAGCACCAAAUAGUCUAGUCAUCAUUUCAUUGUCAUAAAAAUCAUUGCAGAGUCAGUUGAUGUGGGUUUUUUUUUUUAAAUUGUAAGAAUUUUCAGUUUCAUUUAUAUUACUUGUACAUGACCUAUUUUUCUAUGACUGUCCACUGCCUCGAUAUUGUUGAUGUCAUUUGUCACAAGUCCAAAAGAGCUGCAAUCUCUUUUGGAAUUUUUAUAAUCAGGAUGUUACUUCUAGUCAAACAAUAGAGCUUUAGGUAACAAGCAGUAAUGUGAUCUACAUAGUGUAUAUACAUGUAAUUGUCAAUUAUGGGAUCUCUGCUACUGAAGAAAUCAAGUUUUGAGGGUCAUUUUUUUUCCUGACCAUUUGGCAAAGUAUGAAUAUUUAUGCACUGUAUUUUGAUCGAUGGAUGAAAAUUUACAAGAUGAAUUAAAAAUGAUUUUGUUGAACUUUGAAAUAAAAACAGUAUUGUUAAUAAUUGCUUUAUAAAAGCAACUAAAAUUGCUUUUUAAAAAAAAAAAAAAAAUUCUAUUUAUAUAUAUAUUACAAAGUGAAAUGUAAAUAGAAAAGAUACAUUGUGUCUGGCUUUCUACAUUCCUGAAAUUUUACAUGUCAGAUUUUAAUACUCAAAACUGUUUCCACGACAAAAAGUCAACCAUCUGUUGCCAUGCUUUUCUUUAGUUAUGCAUUCCAUGUGCUAUAUUUUCUAUUGAAAAUAUUGAUCGGUUUUUAUUAACUACCUCGGUAACCAUAUCACACAUUCCUUGUCGUUUCAUGUCCUUGGAAUUUUUUGUGUACUUCGUUCUAUCAUUACUCGUUUCAUAUUUCUGGGAAUGGGGUAGAAAUUUAAAUUAUUUUCAAUAAUUUACAUAUACCUGGUAAGUAUUUUUAGUCAAUAUUCUCUCAAUCCGCUCUGUUCCAGAAUUUUUUUUAAUUUGAUAUGCUACGUGCAAAAUAUGCAUUUGUAGAUCUGAAAAUUUUGAGCUUUAAUAAUUUUGAAAAACGUGUACAUGUAAUAUAUAGAAUAUUUCACUGAUAACACAAAAAUAUAUGAAGUUCUAUGUGUAUAACACAACAUAUUGUCCAUAUUCUAGUCACAACGAUCUCUUAUACAAUAUUAAUGAGAGCAGCAUAUUUCUUGCCCCUGAUUUAUAACGAUUAAGGUAGAUAACAACGUCCACUGUAGUUGAAGUUUUUAGCUCACCCGAGUCGUAGGCUCAAAGGAGCUUUUUUGAUUAAUUUUUGUCCAUUGUGUGCCCAGUUUGUCUGUAAUCAUCACUGUUAAUUUCUUGCAUUAAAUUUUUUGACUUCUCCUCAAGAAUCAAUUUUAACCAAAUUUGGCACACAGCAACCUUUGGUAGAUUGAUUGAUUGAAUAUUGUUUUACGUUCCUCUCGAGAAUAUUUCACUCAUAUGGAGACGUCACCACUGCCGGUGAAGGGCUGCAAAAUUUAGGCCUAUGAUCGGGGCUUAUCCCCAUGUAGUGUAUAAUCAAGUUGUUUAUGCCAUAAUUCCUAGGAUAAUCUUCUAAAAUAUUCUCAAGAACCAUAAUAGUAAAUUUAGUGGCAGUCAAAUAUAUAUGCAAGUAGUGUAUAGAUUCAAGUCUGUUCAUAUUAUAUAUUAAUUAUAAUUCCUAGGGUGAACCCACAGUGGCGGUCCAGGGUACUUAAUGGGAAUAUAAAUGGAAAUAUUUCCCCUAAAAAUCUUCAAUGCUGUAAUUUGUCACAGUGAUAUACAUGUAUUUUUAAGUAGUGUAGAUUCAAAUUUGUUCAAAUCAUGGCACCCAAUACUGAAAUUUUAAGCAUUUAGGGAAAGAUCAUUCAAAAUCUUCUUUUUGAAAAGAACAAUGCUACAAUUUGACUAAAGAUGUGCAUACAUCUUCCUCUAUUGCAGAGUGUCCUUCGUCCCACUCAAGCAUGCCAAUGUUGGGGCUGCUAUAUGAGGGCAGUAAUGUUUCACUUAGAAAUUAUCAAAUAUCAUCUCAUGAAAAACAAAGCUAUAAAAUUUUGGUAAAAUAAAAUUCAAACUUCUUGCUGGACCAGUGUUCCAAACUUAUCUCACCAUAUGAACACGAUGACUCGGGUGAGCAUUGUAGUCUAUUGGUGCCAUGAUACUUUAUAUAUGUUAUGCACAAGAAUUAACUGAAAUCUUUGAAGCUCUAGACAGCCUCAUACCGUGGGAUGGGGAAUCUAAUGUUUCACAAACACAUCAAAUUUAAUAAUACAUUUGAUUAUGACCACUGCACAGUCUAAUUAAAAUUAAAUGUUAAAUCCACUUGUAUACUUGCAUCAAACAUCUAAUUUUAAUUACUAGAUUGAUGACUGCAGUACUGAGAAAGGCCCCCAGCUCGCCCUGUGUAACAAUAGUACAUUCAGCCAGUUUGACACAUAAAUGAUGAUCAGUCUUUUGUAUACAUGUAAAUUGGCUCAAACAAAUAAAUACAUAUCAUUUUUGUUUAAACACAGGCUCAAAUUACACUGCUCAAAUUAAUUUUCUUGGACUGGAAAUCUCGGUGAUGGUGGGUUUUCCCCCAAUUUCUUUGUGUAUACAAGUCAUGACACAAGAACUGUACAUAUAUCAGAUGUUUAGAAUUUUUGUAUCUAUGUUAGAAGAUCAAAUAAAUAAAUGUCAAAAUCA